Messenger RNA from Jatropha curcas, 1473 nucleotides. RefSeq names its product expansin-A15. NCBI's taxonomy places the organism in Eukaryota, Viridiplantae, Streptophyta, Magnoliopsida, Malpighiales, Euphorbiaceae. Gene Ontology annotation, biological process: plant-type cell wall organization. Gene Ontology annotation, cellular component: extracellular region. The record is from RefSeq and is a predicted model, not a curated record.
UAAAAUACUAAGCAUAGAAGAGGUGUCAGUUUUGCCUUUUUUUGUCCUAUAACUUAAUCCUUCAUAUAUGGCCUAUCUGGUUGGCAGCAUUAGUUCAUAAUUGUUCUCCCCUGCUUUACACUCCUAUAAAUACAACUUCUUCCUACAAAUUCCCUACCUUUCCCCAUACAAAUUGACUUCUGCCAUUUCAAACUAAUUUCUCAUUGUAGCUUCUUGAAGCACAAACCCACCAUCAUAUCUCUUGUGUUACCACUUACAAUAUUACAACAAAAAAUCAUAGUACCGAACUGUAAAUUAAAUGGACUUUCUUGGAAUUUACCUGAUAACCCUCCUAGCAAUUUCCAGAAAGAUUCAUGGCUAUGGAGGUGGAUGGUCUAAUGCUCAUGCUACUUUCUAUGGAGGUGGUGAUGCUUCUGGUACAAUGGGAGGAGCUUGCGGUUAUGGAAAUCUUUAUAGCCAAGGCUAUGGGACAAGCACAGCUGCUCUGAGCACUGCUCUAUUCAACAAUGGAUUAACCUGCGGAGCAUGUUUUGAAAUUAAGUGUGUAAAUGAUGCAAGAUGGUGCUUACCAGGUUCCAUCAUUGUCACAGCAACAAAUUUUUGCCCUCCAAACAAUGCUCUGCCAAGCGAUGCAGGAGGCUGGUGUAAUCCUCCUCUGCAACAUUUUGAUCUUUCUCAACCUGUUUUUCAACAUAUAGCUCAUUAUAAAGCAGGAAUAAUCCCGGUUCAAUACAGAAGGGUUGCAUGUAGGAAAACUGGAGGGAUAAGGUUCACUAUAAACGGUCAUUCGUACUUCAACCUUGUCUUAAUAACCAAUGUUGGUGGUGCUGGUGAUGUUGUGUCUGUCUCUGUUAAAGGAACUAGAACUGGUUGGCAACCAAUGUCUCGUAAUUGGGGCCAAAAUUGGCAGAGCAACUCUUACCUUAAUGGUCAAGCACUAUCUUUUAAGGUUACAAUAAGUGAUGGACAUUCUAUCAUCUCCAACAAUGUUGCUCCUCCUAAUUGGGGUUUUGGCCAAACCUUUACAGGGACACAGUUCUAGCUUAGGUCUAACAAAACUGACCACAUUCACUUCAGAGACAUAAUUAGAACUGAUUCAUCUGUAUACUUCAAAAUUAAAGUGUUAAAGUGUAUGUAAUUUAAAGACAACGGUGUCAUAGCAAUGGGCCCUUGUAGCCACGGCCUAAAUGCUUUCUUUGUUUUUCUCUUCACACCCUAUGAAAGGGUUAGUCGUGAUCUGGUGUGAAAUGGGUAUCUGCCAAAUCAUUUUUCGGGUUUGGCGGACUAAAUCCCAUAUGUCAUUAUAGCUGGUAUUGUUUAUUUCUGGUUUGACUUUCAGAAUGUAACGAAUAAAUUGCUAGUGAUGAUGGUGAGGAAGUUCAGAGUAAACUCCAGGGCUUUUAGAUGGGCAGCGUACCCAUGGAAUGAUUUAACUUGAAGAUGGCAAUAAAGCAUAUUUCGCUGUUACCCCUA